AUGGAUGCAAAACGAUUUUAUGGUGCUAAAACUGUUGGGAUUCCGAACUUGAGUGGCAGUGAAGACGAAAAUUUGUCAGAUGAUGAUUUUUACCGAAAAACAUUUUCUCAAGUUCUGGCGGAAGAUACCAGUGAAGAAGAACAGCUUGAUAGAGAGAUGGUCGAAGAUAUUGUGAUUGAAGAAAGUGAUUUUUCCGAUAGGGAAGACGAUGUUCCCCUUUCAACUCUCAUUGCAGCAAACAAGGCAAAGAAAAAAAACAAGGUUUGCUUUGAUUGGGAAGAUAAACAGUUGAGGGUAUCUGACGAAGACAUAUUAUUCAAGGGAUCUCACUCCUUAGGAAAAGAUAUUUUGAAUUUGGAUGGUAUAUUCGAAUUUUUCAAGUUUUUCUUUACGGAUGACAUACUGGUACAUAUAAUGGAACAGACCAAUUUAUAUGCUAUCCAAUGUAGGCCUGAAAAGCCACCAAAUAUAACUAAAGAAGAGAUAAAUAUUUUCAUUGGAAUUUGCAUAUACAUGUCUGUAGCGCACCUGCCAUCCACUAGAAGCUAUUGGAGUAGUACACUGAGAGUUACUGCAAUAACCGAAGCUAUGACAUAUAACAGAUUUGAAGAAAUAAAACGUUUUGUUCACUUCAAUGAUAUACGAAGCAACAAAAUCGCGAUGAACCUGGUUACGAUAAGCUGUUCAAAAUUCGUCCUUUUUUGGAAAAAGUACGAGAGAGGUACCUACUUGUCCCAAAAGAAGAGCAUCUUGCAGUUGAUGUACAAAUUAUACCAACAAAAGCUCGAUCAACCCUAA
Molecule: messenger RNA, 798 nt
Organism: Acanthoscelides obtectus
Lineage: Eukaryota; Metazoa; Arthropoda; Insecta; Coleoptera; Chrysomelidae
Source: the annotation of a GenBank genome assembly